Molecule: messenger RNA, 1350 nt
Organism: Colletotrichum destructivum
Lineage: Eukaryota; Fungi; Ascomycota; Sordariomycetes; Glomerellales; Glomerellaceae
Product: Putative Actin family, ATPase, nucleotide binding domain-containing protein
Exons: 5
Coding region: 1-1311 (436 amino acids)
Source: RefSeq, a predicted model, not a curated record
AUGUGGUCUCCAUCUACAGCAUCAACUUCCAUGUUCAAGUGCAUGAUGGAAUUGCCCGCAAUUGUAAUUGAUAAUGGGCAUGUAGACAUAAACAACCCAAGACAAAAAAGGACGCAAGCUGAGAACUCGUGUCGUAGAUCAGGAUUCAUGAAAGCUGGUUACGGGGGCUAUCAAACACCCUCGACGUUAUUUCCCACGGUCGUUCAGUAUCCCUCCAGGACAUCACUGAACAUAGACACAGAUGAGUGGAAGUUGACAGGCCGUCAGUCGGUAUACAAUGUCGGCCACGCCGUUGACCUCGAUCACCCCCACGGAUCCCUCCGCCGCGCCCGUCACCCAAUCGAUGCAGGGGGAUACGUGACGAACUGGGAGGACGUGGAAACCAUCUGGAAACACAUCUUCUCCGAGUUGGGAGCCUCGGUCCCGCUGUCCCACCCGAUCCUCAUGACCGAGCCAAGCGGCUACCUUCUUGAGACUAUCCCCAUUCUAACACGGAACAACAACAUCACCAGCCAGCGCCUGGCAUCCCACGUCUUCGAGUCCCUCUCGGCGCCGGCGUACUACACCGCCGUCCCCGCGCUCCUGGCGACGUACGCCGCCAACCUCCCCACCGCGCUGGUCGUCGACUCGGGCUUCGCCGGCACCGUCACCGUGCCUGUCUACGAACACACGCCGAUCCGCGAGCGCGCCCGCCGCAACGACGUCGGCGGCCAGGCGAUCGACGACUGGCUGCGGCUGAACCUGACGAUGGGGGACCCCGGGCUGGAACUCCCCUCGAACAGCGCGUGGGAGGACGUCGUCCGGCUGUUCAAGUUUGAGCGGUGUCGCGUGGCGCAAGAUUUCGAAAGCGAGCUGACCGGGUGGACGAGGCGCAGGGAGGCCGGCGACGGAGAAGUGUGGAAAUUGCCUGACGGGGGGGAGGUGAAGCUCGACAGGCCGCUGGGAUGGCUGGCGGGGGAGAUUCUGCUCAACCCUGGGAUUCUGGGGCUGGACACCGGCGGACUGCAGCAUGAUGUUUUCAACGUCGUCAGGCGGUGUGACGCGAGCCUGAGGGAGGGACUGUAUGGGAAUAUCCUGCUCGCUGGAGGGAACUCCAUGUUCCCCGGGUUUGGCAGCAGACUGAGACACUGCCUCGAAGAAACGGAGGACAAGGGGACCAGGGUGAACGUCGUCGCCCCGCGGAACAGGGCGUACUCCGCGUGGGUCGGAGGCUCCAUGCUGAGCGAGUUGUCCGCGUUCGGGAGCAUGUGCAUCUUGAGGGCGGAAUACGAAGAAGUCGGCCCUGGGAUAGUAAACAGGAAAUGUCUCUGAUCCUCGUGCGUUUCCUCCUUUCUCUUUCCUCCCCCCCCC